Molecule: messenger RNA, 3911 nt
Organism: Osmia bicornis bicornis
Lineage: Eukaryota; Metazoa; Arthropoda; Insecta; Hymenoptera; Megachilidae
Product: protein MMS22-like
Exons: 19
Coding region: 275-3724 (1149 amino acids)
Biological process (GO): replication fork processing; double-strand break repair via homologous recombination
Cellular component (GO): nuclear replication fork
Source: RefSeq, a predicted model, not a curated record
GAUUUACCGUAGUUUCCCCUGUUACCGAAAAUGGAUCGGCAACUUGUUGAAUAGUUUCAGCUGUUUUUGUAUAGAAUUUUUCAGUCUUGUGCUGAAUUGAAAAGAAAACAGAAUCAAAGAGAGUGAAAAUUGGGUCUUGUCAGAUGUCAGUCUGUGGUGUGGUAAAAACGGGACUGGUAUAGACUGAUCUGGGACCCCCUAAAUCAUAACCCCUUGAAAACAAAGGCAUGUCCAGUCUUUUGCCUCUGUAGUGCUUUGUAGUCACUGAUAAGUCAUGGUACAGAUGGAUGUUUGUUUAACUUUUAAUUGCAAUGGAAAGGUGAAUUUUAAUGAUUGGGAAUUAAGUAAAGAUGGUUUAUUCUCAAGUGGAGAAGUGGAAAAUGUUUUAUAUCCACGAGAUGAACACCUUUUGUCAGAUGUGGACAUACAACUAUUUGAAUGCACUGUGUCUGCAUCAACAGUUCUGUUAGAUUUGAAACAUUACAUAAAAUGCAUGGAUAUGCAGCUGAAAAUCCUCUGUAGACAUGAGAGUUAUAGUCAAGUUUUAAAUUCUACGAUAGACAAUACUGAUUUUUAUUAUAUAAGAUGUACAGUAUCUGAAUUUGUUUCAUAUAUUCGAGCAUAUUUGAAUAGCAUAAAAUGGGACCUUCAUUCCUUGCUUGUUAUAAACGAGGACAUUGAAAAUGAGUUUAAUGCAUUAUUUGAUACUAUGAAAAGAUUCCUUAAUCGAUUAAGAAGUAUCCCAGAUGCUACAUUUCAUUAUGCGCCCUCUAAGUUGGGUAAUCAGUGCACACAACCAGAAUAUCAUAUGUACCAUAUGCACAUAGAAUUACGAUGGCUCUUUAUUUCAUUAAUGUAUACAAGAAACACAUAUUGCCAGUAUUCAAUGGAAAAUCAAUUAGAUGAAUUUGAAAACAUUCAAAAAAUGAUUAUUAAUGAUCUAAUUUAUAUUUCAUUAAAAGUGUUUGAAACGGUGCCUUUGGUAAAUUUACAACAAAAGACUCCAUAUAAUUGUACUUGUAUUCGAGAAUUAUGGCUUAUGUUUCAAGUAUUUACUGAUAACUUAUCUGAAAGAAUGAAAUCGAAGACUUUUUGGGAUUAUGUAAACGACUGUAUGGAUGAAUUAUUUAAUAGAAAUGUAUCCGACAGUAAACAAGAACCUAGAUACCAAUCUUUAAUACCUUGUAAAAAUUCUGAAUUAUUUUGUCUUUGGAUAAUAUACAAUCUUUCACUUUUAUAUGGAUACAAUAAUGAUGGUGUAUAUUUGGGAUCGAAAUGUUCAAGGAUCAAGCCUAAUUAUGAGCAACUUGAAAAAAUUUUGAAAACAUACAUCUCUAAAGGUGGAAAAGAUGGUGAAAGAGAUGCAAUUGAUGAAGAAUUACGUAUCAUGAUACCUUUAUUAAGUACUAUUGUUAUUAAUUGGUGGCAGCCACGGGUAUCAAUAAUUUCUCUUCUGUGGGAUUGCUUUCAUAAAAGAUUAGAUGAACCAUUUUUAUUACAAGCAACUGGUCCUUGGACUUUAUCAGUUGAAAAGAAAACAGCUACAGAUAUCCUUAAACAAGUAAAAGACAGAAUUAAUAAUGUAGAAUGUGUCAAAGAGUCAAGUUAUGGAAUGUUUCUACGUUUACUUGUAUAUAUUACAGGAUCAUUUUUACGAAUAAAUUAUAGUAACAGUGACAUAAAACAUUGGAACCAAAUCAAAAGUCGUAUCUAUUCAAAAUUUUCUAAAAGCAAAGUUCAAGAAUUUACUAUAACUGGUUUAUAUAAUUUCAUUUCAUUAUUUUUAACAUUAGCAAUAACUGCAGACACUACAAAUGUUUGUACGGUAAUGCUUGACCUUUUACCAGCGAUAAGAGAAUACAAUAGUGAGAAUAGCAAAAAAUAUAUCUUAAUUUGGAAAGGAAAGUUGACUGUUCUUCUCUUGUACAACGAUCUUAAGCUCAAUCUUACAAGUAUAGCUUCUCUCUAUAUAGAUACGGUAAAUACUGUAUGUUGCCGUAAAGAUGAUACUUCCCGUUCAAUGAUGAGUAAUUUUGUCGAUGUAUUCGGUACAGUCUUAUCAUCGUGUAACAUGGAAUUAGGAGAACAUUUGCUACUAAGUGGAUGGAUAGAUCGGUAUUUGUUAGAAUGUCCAAAUAAAAUAGUUGGAACAUUAACAAGAAAAUUAAUUAACGUUUUCGACAAAUGUGUUUUUCUCAUUAAUACUAAUUCCUCUAAUACAGGUUUAGACGGCGUAGAAAAGAUGUUGGUUGCUUUAUGGUGUUACGUCGCGUGUAGAGUACGGCAGCUGGUUUUUGAUCCCGCUCUUACCAGCGAUCACUACAGAGAUAUCGCAAAACUUGCUGUUGCAUUUACUUUAGAAGCACUGAGAAAUCCGACAAUAGCAAAAAAGCAUAAACAUUCAGCUAUGUCUUUAUUCCAACACUUUGCGUCCUCGAUAAUCGUUAAAGACAUUAGAAUCACAAGGUAUUAUCUUAUGCUAAUACUGGAGCGGAAACAAGCAAUUCAAGACCUAAAAAAAGAAAUAAAAAAUUUCGAUACAGUAAUUGUUCAAGCAUGGAUAAAAUGUUCUAUUAUUGGUCAUAAUACAAAUGGAGAUGAAAUAAAAAUUCUACAGAAUUAUGUAUCACAGUUAAGUGAAAUACAACAAAUGUUUGAAACAUCUAAUGAUAUUCAAGAAUUUCAAACGAGUAGAGAAUCUGUAUUAAUAUUUAUGAUGCACGCUAUGAAGAAACGAAACAUUUUGAAGACUGAACAAGAACGAAUUCAGUAUGACAUAAAAUGGAAACAAUAUUUUAAUCAUAUAGAAAAAUGGAUCCUUACACCAGUUACAGAAGAAACAAAUGAUUCUGAAUUAGCUUUGUGGAUAUACAGAUGCAUUGGGACUUUAAUUCUUUGUACCUCUACUAUGCUAUAUUCUAAAAACCAACCAAACAAUAUGUUUAAAAUAUUAUUGAAUAAGACAAUAUUAUCAGUAGAACAGCCGUUUUUAAAAAAUUUGGGAAAAAAGACAUUUUCUAUGAUACUUUUAGGCAUAGAAACCCUUAAUGUUAAAAGUGAUAUAUCUCUUCAAGUACUAAUACGAGAUCUUUUCGAUCAGUAUAUGACUCUUUUAAUAACUCCAAUUACUAAUACAAACAAUUUUAAAGUAUCUGACUCAUUACUAAAGUGUUUUAAAGAUGCAAAAGCAGAUUUUAUCCACUUGAUAUUCGAAAUAUUGGUGACGAAUUUUUUUACAAUUACUAAUGACAACUUAAUGCAUAAGCAUUCUUAUCUGGUAAUGAUCAUUCUACAAAAUCUACUUAAGGGUGAGAAAAAUUAUCCAUGUCAUAUAAUAGAAUACAUCAUAUUGAUUUGCUCACCCCAUAUUUUUGGAUGCUACAUAAAAGUUCAUGAUCAUCAUCCACAUAAACAACAAACUAUUGAUUUUAUAAAUAACGUUACUAGGAAUUCAUAUUACAAAGAAAACCGUUCAUUGCAGAAUAAGUUAAACAAUGUUAUAUCUAGUGUUGUUCAAAAAUCCUUAAUAUCAAAUCAACAUAAUACUUUUGAAUUAUUACGUUCAAUUUUACCAGCAAUGACUGAUAUAGUACAAUUUUUAUCGCCACAAAUUGAAAAUAUUUUAAGUGAUUUGGAGAAAAAUCGACGUCCAAAUGCAGCAUCAUUUAGAUAUUCAUGGAAUCAACUUGAAAAUAUUAUGAAAAAUAUGAAGAAAAAUCAAUAGUAAGUUUAAAAAAUUUAUUAAUAAAUAGUCGGCAGUACCAUUAUGAUACUUUGGUAUUAUGCUACAGAGUAAUUAUACAUGUACAUAUACAUAUGUAUGUAAAUUACAUAAACGAAUAGCUUAUGUUCGUAUGUGUAACUGCAUAUAAGUAAUUAUAUCGUAUAAAUUACAUUCACUUAAAAAAUAA